Molecule: messenger RNA, 1179 nt
Organism: Dendrobium catenatum
Lineage: Eukaryota; Viridiplantae; Streptophyta; Magnoliopsida; Asparagales; Orchidaceae
Product: zinc finger protein GIS-like
Exons: 1
Coding region: 622-1080 (152 amino acids)
Source: RefSeq, a predicted model, not a curated record
UCAUCCAACUUAAAUUAUACUAAUAAUAUCCCCAUUUAUUUCACCAUCACUCAGAACAAUAGAUCCAAGAUAUCUAAAACAUGUACUCUCCCUCAAAUUUUUAAAAAGGAAUCAAAAUAGUUUGACUUUAAGGAUCAAAAUUGUCAUUUAAUAUAAUUGGGAUUAUUUUAAUCUCUUAUAAAGAGUUAAUGGAUCAUUUUGAUUAUUUUUUUAUAUUAAAAAUAUUCAGCUCUAUAACAGAAGAAUAAAUUUAAGCUCAUUCCUUUUGCGCUCGGCCGGCUCAACCUCUACAGUGGCCAUUGCAAAACAGUUGGAGUUCUCUCCAACAUGGAAGAAUAUUUCUCACAUGACUCACAUUAUUCUAAUCAGACAAGAGAAAGCAUAUCCAUCUCCCCCUCGCUUCUAACUUCUAACCGUUCUUCGUCUUCCCCCAUUCGGCAGAUUUCUUCAGCUUCUCAAGCUGGAGACAGUUUUACUUCCCAUAAAAAUCGUAUUUUUAAAUAUACUUUCCACGACAGAAAUGGAGUUCUCUGCUGGCCGGCCACAUCCUCUCUCUCUCUCUUGAUCUCUCUUGAUAUAUAUAUGUUAACGCAUAGCCACCACCUGUGAUAUACUGACUCCAUGGAAAGAAAGGAACAUAAGGAGGAGAAGGCGUCAAGCAAUGAGGCUGAGUCGCCGGAGCCAGCCGCCGUUGGUGACGACAGCAUUGGCACUUCAUCUGUAUAUGCCGGUGGCCGAUACUAUGAGUGCGUCUUUUGCCGGAGAGGCUUUUCGACGGCGCAGGCGCUCGGCGGCCACAUGAACAUACAUCGGAGAGAUCGACCGAGGAUUCGGCCGGCGGUGGCGACUGCGGCGAGAAGAGAGGAGGGUAAUUACCAUCCUUACUUACAAGAGCAAUGGCAUCCGCCAACGCCAACAAAAGAGAAUUACAUCGUCUAUUUUCCUGGAUCGUCGUCUUCAACGGAGUCGAAGAGUCCACGAGAUCAGAUGGCGUCGGAGAAGAAGAUUGCGGACGGGGAAAUGGAGGAUUUGGAUUUGGAGCUUCGCCUUGGUCAUGGUGGAAGGCAUGGCGGACCAUGAGCAUUUUCAUCCAUAACUAGUCUUAUUUUGAUUAUUUAUGAUUGGUUUCAAAUAUUUCUGUUUUUUUUUUUUUUAGUGUUAUGUGAGAUGUUAACUCUG